AUGCGCAAAAACCCGCCGUCCUCGAGAAGCGGCGAGCAUGAGCGUCAAGGUGGCAACUGUGGAACAGAGCGGGGGCACAAGAGGAAGGAUGUCAAUGCUUCCCGCCUCCGCAUCCCCAAAUCCCGAGGCACAACCGGCGAUGCUCUUCUGCUGAGAAGCCCCGCAAACUUUGAUGAGCCGACCAAACUCACUGCCAAAGCUUAUUUGGCGGUCAAUGGGAGGGGAAAUCCAAGAGCUGACUGCGGCAGUCCAAGAGGAGAUGAAUUCCCUCUCUUGAUCUUCUACUUUAUCUCAGUCCUGUCUGCUGAAGAUCGCCUGGUGCUUGUUUGA
Messenger RNA from Penicillium diatomitis, 330 nucleotides. RefSeq lists its product as uncharacterized. The record is from RefSeq and is a predicted model, not a curated record. The transcript has a single exon. Lineage: Eukaryota; Fungi; Ascomycota; Eurotiomycetes; Eurotiales; Aspergillaceae. The coding region runs from base 1 to 330 and encodes 109 amino acids.